This is a messenger RNA of Mirounga angustirostris (Northern elephant seal), 5106 nucleotides long. It is a transcript of the gene SLC16A1, whose product is annotated as solute carrier family 16 member 1. Gene Ontology annotation, cellular component: plasma membrane. The record is from RefSeq and is a predicted model, not a curated record. Gene Ontology annotation, molecular function: monocarboxylic acid transmembrane transporter activity. The transcript has 6 exons. NCBI's taxonomy places the organism in Eukaryota, Metazoa, Chordata, Mammalia, Carnivora, Phocidae. The coding region runs from base 313 to 1812 and encodes 499 amino acids. Gene Ontology annotation, biological process: monocarboxylic acid transport; transmembrane transport.
CCCGCGGGGCCGGCCCGACAAAGUGCUGGCGAGCUGCGACGUGACCUGCCGGCCGCGUGUGUGCCCGAGAGAGCGAACGAGGUAGCUGGCGAAGGACGCGACCGGGACCCUGGGCCCUGCGGGACUCCAGCUGUGUCACGUACACGCUUGGCGGCGCGAACCGCGCAUAACGACACUUCUGAAGGAGCACUACCAAGUAUGCCCACGGGAUCAGUGCUGCUCUAUUGUGUAUUGCCAGUCCAUGAUGAGAUAAGUACAAACAUUAAUGAUACUUGGAUUUGAACUGCAUUUUGGAAAUCAUCUACACUUAAAAUGCCACCAGUAGUUGGAGGUCCAGUUGGAUACACUCCCCCGGAUGGAGGCUGGGGGUGGGCAGUAGUAGUUGGAGCUUUCAUUUCCAUCGGCUUCUCUUACGCAUUUCCCAAAUCCAUUACUGUGUUCUUCAAAGAAAUUGAAGGCAUAUUCAAUGCCACCACCAGUGAAGUGUCAUGGAUAUCCUCAAUCAUGUUGGCUGUCAUGUAUGGUGGAGGUCCUAUCAGCAGUAUCCUGGUGAAUAAAUAUGGCAGUCGUCCAAUCAUGAUUGCUGGUGGCUGCUUGUCAGGCUGUGGCUUGAUUGCGGCUUCUUUCUGUAAUACUGUUCAGGAACUUUACUUGUGUGUUGGAGUCAUUGGAGGUCUUGGGCUUGCCUUCAACUUGAAUCCUGCUCUGACCAUGAUUGGCAAGUAUUUCUACAAGAGGCGACCGUUGGCGAAUGGACUGGCCAUGGCAGGCAGCCCUGUGUUCCUCUCCACUCUGGCCCCUCUCAAUCAGGCUUUCUUUGGUAUCUUUGGCUGGAGAGGGAGCUUCUUAAUUCUUGGGGGUCUCCUACUAAACUGCUGUGUAGCUGGAGCCCUGAUGCGACCAAUAGGGCCCCCACCAACAAGUGCAGGGAAAGAUAGGUCUAAAGAAUCCCUUCAGGAAGCUGGAAAAUCUGAUGAGAAAAAGGGAGCAGGUGAUGCAAGUACAGAUCUUAUUGGAGGAAACCGCAAAGAAGAGAAACAAUCAGUCUUCCAAACAAUUAAUAAAUUCCUGGACUUAUCUCUGUUCACACACAGAGGCUUUUUGCUAUACCUGUCCGGAAACGUGCUCAUGUUUUUUGGACUGUUUACCCCUUUGGUCUUUCUUAGUAAUUAUGGCAAGAGUCAACAUUACUCUAGUGAGAAGUCUGCCUUCCUUCUUUCCAUUCUGGCUUUUGUUGACAUGGUAGCCAGACCAUCUAUGGGACUUGUAGCCAACACCAAGUGGAUAAGACCUCGAGUUCAGUAUUUUUUUGCAGCUUCUGUUGUUGCAAAUGGAGUGUGUCAUCUGCUAGCACCUUUAUCCUCCAGCUAUAUUGGGUUCUGUGUCUAUGCGGGAUUCUUUGGAUUUGCAUUUGGGUGGCUCAGCUCAGUGUUGUUUGAAACACUGAUGGACCUCGUUGGACCCCAGAGGUUCUCCAGCGCCGUGGGAUUGGUGACCAUUGUGGAAUGCUGUCCUGUCCUCCUGGGGCCACCACUUUUAGGUCGUCUGAAUGACAUCUAUGGAGACUACAAAUACACCUACUGGGCAUGUGGUGUGAUCCUCAUUAUAGCAGGCAUCUAUCUCUUUAUUGGCAUGGGCAUCAAUUAUCAACUCGUGGCAAAAGAGCAGAAAGCAGAGAAGCAGCAGAAAAAGGAAAGCAAAGAGGAGGAGACCAGUGUGGAUGCUGCUGAGAAGCCAAAAGAAUAUGCAGCAGAAUCUGCAGAGCAGAAAGACACAGAAGGAAGUCCCAAAGAGGAGGAGAGUCCAGUCUAAACCUUUGGGGCGCAAGGGUCAAUGAAGCAGCUGUGACCCAAGAUCCCUGAAAAUAUCUACUGGCCUGUAAUCCAGCAGUGGUGCUCAAUGCCAAUAGUGGACAUGUGUGUGGGAAUUGUACCAGGUGUUCAGUGAUGGAAGUUUUGUUUUCACUCCUUACCAGCAGCCUGAAUUAAAAAUGCCGUACCUUUGGGGAGGGAGUGGUUGGCAAAGAAUGAGAGAAGGACGUAGUGUGGGGGUUUUUUUUGUUUGUUUGUUUGUUUAAAUCCUAGCUUUUAACAGUGUCCAGAAGAUUUUAAUAUGUGCCUUAAGUUUUAGUCUUUAGAACUCUUUAGGGAGCCUUAACUUUUUAAACCAUUCUGCUGAAUUCAUCUAUUUUAAGUGUUAUGUUAUAAGGAAAAAUAACAACUAACUUGUUUCAGACAAAUCUAAAAUUUAAAAUUAAUCUUGCUUCAUUGUUAUUUGUAAUAUACUGUCAGACAUCACCACUGGAAGAUUUAUGAAUAGAAAUACUGGUUAGAAGUUGGGAUUUUAUAAAAUCCUGACUAAAAUAUUUUCCUUGCAUCAGUAGUUGCCUGGCAUAGUGCCUGAUAAGCUAUAUAUUUAGGAAAUUUAAGGCAUAAAACUUUGGAAACAUCUUGGCCGUUCUAGACACAUUGUACUCAUCAGCACCCCUCUGGAAUCUUUUCUUGGGAUGCUAAUAUUAUUAGUGUUUGAGAAUUUAUUUCAUUAAAUUACUAUUUUCCUUAUUCAAAGACAAAUUUUGAGUGGUUAUAGACCAUUGCCCCCUUUGAAAUUACUUAGUAUUUUUCACUAUAAAAGUUAAUUUUAAAAUAUGCAAAAGUAUAUAUUUGUACCUCCUUAGUAAAUACAACACAUCUAAUUAAAUGUAGACAGAUAUUUCAAACAGCAGCUGAAUUCAGCUUCAGUUUUACCAAAACCUCAGUUAAACUGUGAGAUUUAGAAUUUUUUUGUUGUUGAUUUUCCUGGAAUUUUCCCCCAUUGAUUCAUAGUGGUUCCAUUUAUAUCUGUGUCUAGCUUAGAGCUGUGUGUGAGAUAUUCAAUCUUUGUGUGCUUAUUUGUUUUUUUUUUAAUGUUUGCUAAUAAAAGAAAGCCAGAGUGAUUUGGCCUCAGGCAAACCAGUAGGAAUAAGAUUGGGAGGGAAGUUGCUCCUUUUCUUUUUCUGAGGCCUGAAAAAAAUUAUGUUUUGCUUAUAAUUAUUGGACACAUUCUUACUACUCCACACAAAACUAAAGUAUUGUGACCCUUUUUACUUACUUGAAAAGUAGAGAAAUGAGUUUAGUAUAAGGUAGGGAGGAUGGACCAGAAUGAAAUCUGUAAAUAUUUUUUAACCUAAUAUCUUCUAAAAUGCACAAGAAGAUAAUGAUAGACACUCAAUAAAUUAUAUUCAGUGCAUUUAAAAAUAUCAUUGUAAUUGACACAGUGAAGUAUAGGUACAAAACCUUUUGUGUAAGAGGCUGGCUUUUCCAAAUAAACUUUUUUUUUUCUUUUUUUUAAGAAAUGCUUCUCCCUCCAAAUGUUUAUUUUCUUGAGAAAAUACUACUGUCUUCAUUUUCAUUAUCAAGAUCCAAUUUGGCCCUUGCUAAUAUUAAAUCAUUUAGCUUGUGUGCUGUGGGAGCUGUGUAUAUGGCUUAUUUUUACUUUUCUUCUUUCCUCCUUUUCUUUAAGGUAAGGAAGAGGGGAAUUUUGAAAUUACCUCUCUGAAAGCAUCCAAAGCAGCUAACCCUAAGAACACAAUGAAACUUCCCUUUCAAUGCCUGAGUGUCAUGGCAGAUGGAGAAGGAAUUUGAGGGGAGAAGCCUGCUGUGAUUGUUGGCAGGCUGGGCUCCAGUUGGGACUCUGCUGUUUUCCAUCGACCCGAGUCCAUAAUCUCUUUGUGCCUCCUUUCCCCUUCCAUAAAAAUGAGGAUCACUGUCCAUGAGGUAAUAUAAGUAAAGGAAAUGGGAAAGGGGUAGGGUGGAGGAGGAGGAGUACAGGAUUAUUUUCUCCUGUAAGGGAGGAAAACCUUACCCUUCUUUCUAGGUUCUUUGGAUGGCCUAAUAAUUAAAUUGACAUAAGACAGAUAAGAUACGAGAACAAUUUAAUUUCAUACAUAACGGGAACUUCACAUAGACACGAGAGGGUCAAAAACAAUCAGGCAACUGAGACUUACAAGCCAUCCAAAGCUGAGGGGUGGGUAGGGUCUGCGGCCUCAAAAGGAAUAAAGACAAUUUACAAGAAGAUGGGAAGAGCAAAUGUUUGGUAAACCAUGCCAUGCAGAGAAGUCUUGUGUUUAAAAAAAAAAAAGGUAAUACUGCUCUUCCUGCUACAGGCUCCCUAUCUAAAUUCUUUUAGGCAAUUACAGGUGAGGUAAAAAGCUCUUCAGUCUGUUAGGCAUCGGCUGCCUUCAGCUCAAAUAUUCCACAUGCCAAAGUGGCACAUUUUGGGACAGCCUUGUUCUGAACCCCAUCACUCCAUCCCAAUUGUUGAGCUACGUCCAUACCUAAGACCCUGCUUAGUCUUUGUUCAAUAGUUGAAUCUUGUUAGUGAAGGGUUAAAAACUGUUUCAAAGCUGGAAUUAAACCUUUUAUUGCCCAGUGCAACCCUGACUUUUUCCCUCUGAAGAGGCAGGAUUAAAGUAUUUAUUCAAGAUUAGUUUUGGUAACAGCCAACACUAAAACCCAGUAUAGGCCUACUCUGUGCCAUCUAUUCUUUGUUAUCAGUCAGUGAAUUCUCUUUGUGUUGUAGGUUGUGUUCAACACCAGGAAGCAGCUGGGCUUUCUGAUCCAGUGUAUUGUCCUUUACUCCAUGUGAGGACUGUUUUCUUCCAAUUCACAGGCUGCUUUGGAAACAUAAAUGUAUGCAAAGAGCACCUAUCUUUGUUUUCUGUCCCGCACCUUCCAUAAGUCACAGAGAGAACAUAUACAGCUCUUAAGUAGUUGUAGGGCCUAAAAAGGCUUGGCAGUGUUUAGGAGCAUACUCUGAAACAGGCUCCCCAGCCAAAGCUGGAAAAUUAAGAAACUGAUGGGUUGGUCAAUGGCAGAAGAUCAUGGUGACAAGACUGUAUUAAUUAGUGUGCUAUACUCCAGUCUGUGGAGAAUUUAAAUUAACUAGUCAUGAUAAAUGAAUAAUUUCUACAAAAUAUUCAGGAAAGCAUGAUGGUAAAAACAAAUUAUGGAAAAUUCAGAGGUGUUUUAUCCCUGAUUUAAUCACGCAGAUGACUAAUCCUCUGAAUUCUUGGGUUGUCUGAAUUUAGUUUAUGUUUGUAUCAUAGAUACAUAUGUCAAUAUUAAU